Molecule: messenger RNA, 4419 nt
Organism: Leucoraja erinaceus (little skate)
Lineage: Eukaryota; Metazoa; Chordata; Chondrichthyes; Rajiformes; Rajidae
Product: tubulin alpha-1 chain-like
Exons: 2
Coding region: 90-1019 (309 amino acids)
Biological process (GO): mitotic cell cycle; microtubule cytoskeleton organization
Cellular component (GO): cytoplasm; microtubule
Molecular function (GO): GTP binding; structural constituent of cytoskeleton
Source: RefSeq, a predicted model, not a curated record
CGGUAAGGUGAAACCAGGGAGAGUCCUAACAUGUUGGGCCUUGUCUGAAACCUUCCCCGUGGCGUUUGCCGAGGGGCGUGUGAUUCUUAAUGAACCCGUUUCUUAAUGAACUGGUUCAUUCUCCGUUUUCUGUUUGCUCCCCUGUAGAUGAAGUGCGGACCGGCACAUACCGGCUGCUCUUCCACCCCGAACAGCUCAUCACCGGCAAGGAGGACGCGGCCAACAACUACGCCCGGGGCCACUGCUCCAUCGGCAAGGAGGUCGUCGAACUGGUCCUGGAUCGCAUCCGGAAGCUGGCCGACCAGUGCACCGGACUGCAGGGGUUCCUCGUCUUCCACAGUUUCGGUGGUGGCACCGGCUCGGGUUUCACCUCCCUCCUCAUGGAGAGACUCUCCGUCGAUUACGGCAAGAAAUCCAAGCUGGAGUUUUCCGUUUACCCGGCGCCGCAGAUCUCCACCGCGGUGGUCGAGCCCUACAACGCGGUGCUGGUCACCCACUGCACCCUGGAGCACUCCGACUGCUCCUUCAUGCUGGACAACGAGGCUAUUUACGACGUCAGCCGGCGGAACCUGGACAUCGAGCGCCCCACCUACACCAACCUCAACCGCCUGCUGGGACAGGUAGUGUCGUCCAUCACCGCCUCGCUGCGCUUCGACAGCGCCCUCAACGUGGACCUGCUCGAGCUCCAGACCAAUCUGGUCCCCUACCCGCGCAUUCACUUCCCGCUGGUGACCUACGCGCCCCUGAUCUCGGCCGAGAAGGCUUACAACGAGCAACUGUCGGUGUCGGAGAUCACCAACGCCUGUUUCGAGCCGGCCAACCAGAUGCUCAAGUGCGAACCCCGCCAGGGCAAAUACAUGGCGUGCUGCAUGAUGUACCGCGGGGACAUGGUGCCCAAGGACGUCAACGCCUCCAUCGCCACCAUCAAGACCAAGCGCUCCAUCCAGUUCGUGGACUGGUGUCCGACCGGGUUCAAGGUAGUUGGAGGUUGUGCAGGAAUCCACGCGGCAGAAGCUUGACCCAAACACUGGUCUCGCACUGAGCUGUGAAAUUUACCACAACCAGACCAGCCGCUCCACGAUUGCAGAAACCAGGAGACGUUCUUUCCAAACCGAGGGCCUGGGUUCUUAACAUCCAGGGAACCAUUGACGGUUUCUGGGCGACUCCUGUCAAAUGGCUCACGCCAGGAUCUUGAUAACUAGCAGGGGUUUCCCUCGUUUAAAGGUGCAAAUCUUCAUUUUUUAGACCACGAUCAGUAACAUUCGGCCUAUGGGGUCCAUGCUGACCCUCCCACACUGAUCUGUUUUGUAGUAAAUGCCUAUUAUGUUCUGUGUGCUGAAGCAAAGCAAUAAUUUCAUUGUCCUAUCAGGGACCCAUGACAAUAAACUCACUUGAACUUGAACUUGAACCAGUAAUUCUAUUCUCUCCUGUCACUAAUGUCUCGCUAGAAUUUAGAAGAUUCAGUUGGGAUCUUAUAGAAACUUACAAAAUUCUUAGGGGCUUGCCAGGCUACAUGCAGGAAGAUUGUUCCCGAUGUUGGGGAAGUCCAGAACAAGGGGUCACAGUAUAAGGAUAAAGGGGAAAUCUUUUAGGACUGCGAUGAGAAAAACAUUUUUCACACAGAGAGUGGUGAAUCUGUGGAAUUCUCUGCCACAGAAUGCAGUUGAGGCCAGUUCAUUGGCUAUAUUUAAGAGGGAGUUAGAUGUGGCCCUUGUGGCUUAAUAGAUCAGGGGGUAUGGAGAGAACGCAGGUACAGGAUACUGAGUUGGAUGAUCAGCCAUGUUCUUAUUGAAUGGCGGUGCAGGCUCGAAGUACCGAAUGCCCUACUCCUGCACCUAUUUUCCAUGUUUCUAUGUUUCUAUGUAACGCUCGUUCAGUCCCAUAUUUUUGCAUUACUCCUCCAUGCGACUUGCCAGCAGCAGCAUCUUUGCGGUGGGGGGAGUGGGAAUGGGUAAGGCGGCGGAUCGUCGGAGGUUGGGAUCGAUCCCGGGUCUACAGCGCUCUGGAACAGCUGCCUUCGUGGAACUCCAACCCUAGCGGGAACCAUUUGCAAUUUCCAGAACUCCAUUGGUUGGCCCCGGUUUCUUCCAACCGAAGAACCAAACUGGUGUCCCUCGGCUAAAUGAGAACCGUUUUGUCCUUCAUCACUCACUUAUAUAACACUGCCUAUUAAUCCAUCGCCGACAUGUUGACGUGACAAAGCAAUGGAGGUCGGCUUUUAUUCGCUGCACCACUGCGGGGAAGCUCAGCAGGACCUGUGGGAGGGUCUACCGACUGUAGAUAGGGAGGUGGCCGAUCUUCUUGAUGCCCCUUUAUCUUUGGAGGAGUUGGCUCGUGCCUUGCAUCAGCUCAGGAGGGGUAAGUCCCCCGGGUCUGGAUGGGUUGACGGUAGAAUUUAUUAUAGCUUUUUGGGAUAUCCUGAGGGGUGACUACAUGUUGGUUCUGGGGGAGAGCCUGGCGACCGGGGAGAUGCCCUUCUCGUGGCGUAGAGCAGUUGUUGUCUUGCUGCCCAAGAAGGGCGAACGGCGCUUGUUGAAGAACUGGCGCCCGGUCUCUCUCCUAUGCACAGAGUAUUAAGUUUUUACACAGGCGAUGACAAAUUGCCUGGGCUCCGUGCUGUCUCAACUGAUUCAUCCUGACCAGUCCUACACAGUCCCUGGCAAGUCCAUUCAGGAUAACAUCCACCUGGUUAGGGACCUGAUUCAUCUAGCCCAGGGUACUGGCCAAUCAGCUGUUUUUCUGUCUCGAUCAGGAGAAGGCUUUUGAUAGGGUCGAGCAUGAAUACCUCUUCGGGACGUUGUUACAGUUCAGAUUUGGACCACAUUCUGUGGCCCGAGUCCGCUUCUGUACUCUGCAGUGGAGUGGCUUGUGCAGGUUAAUGGUGUGUUGUUGGCCCCCUGUCAUUUUGGGAGGGGGUCCGUCAGGGGUGCCCCAUGUUGUACUCGGUGUGUGUGGAACCGUUCCUGUGUCUUCUUCGGAGGAGGUUCACAGGCCUGGCCCUACCUGGCCAGGGGGUGGAUGUGGUUAUUUCGGCGUAUGCCGAUGAUGUACUCCUUAUGUUCACUGAUCCUGGUGACUUGCGGAGGAUGCGUGACUGCCAGGAGAUUUUCUCAGCUUCAUCUUCUGCCAGGAUUAACUGGAGUAAGUGUUCUGGACUUUUGGUGGGUCAGACUCCCUGCCGGAGGGGAUGAUAAUGUUUGCGUGGAGCACCACGCACCUCCUCUAUUUGGGUGUGUAUCUGAGCCCCACUGAGGAUGCUUGUCCGGCAAACUGGCAGUAGUUGGAAGUGGUUGCCCGGCUGGGGCGCUGGUCAGGUCUGUUUGGAAUUCUUUCCAUUCAGGGGAGGUUGUUGGUCAUAAAGCAGCUGGUGGCCUCCAUGUUAUGGUACCGGCUGGCUACUCUUGUCCCGCCUUCCAUUUUUAUAACUGCUUUACAGAAGAUGCUGGUGGAUUUCUUCUGGGGAAAUAGGAAGCACUGGGUCUCCGCAGCUGUCCUGAGUCUCCCGUUAAAGGAGGGCGGCCAGUCCUUGGCAUGCGUGCGUACCCAGGUGGCGGCUCUCCGUCUUAGGACUCUGUGGAGGUAAAUGUAUGUAGAGAACACCCCCCCCCCCCCAGAUGGCACUCUCUGGCCACGUAUUUUUUCCGACGGGGUCGUUGCCUAAGGGGGGGUCUCGCGGCUCCCGGUGGCGGGCAUCAGUCGACCCGCCCUAAGGGGGUUGCCUGUUUCCUACCGGGAUGUGCUAAGACCUGGGAAUUUGGCUGUUUUCAGCCAGCGUGUUGCUCCACGAGGGGAGGGGAAUGAUGCGGUUGCGGGAGUGGUCGGUCCUCACGCUGUCAUGGCGGGUGUCGAGGAGAGGCGUGCGCCUAGAGUGGUUCUGACUGAGCUUUCACCCGCUCCGUCAGAUCUGCUCAUCGGGCCUCGGCUCCGGGAUAUUUCUCGGGCUCCGGCUCCACACAACGUGAGCAGCCUUUCUGAGAUGGCCAGCAUGUCAUUUCGUGAUGCGAAGAGACGCGCACUGUAUAGAAUGCUCCUGCACAUUCUGCACCUCCUUGCCUUCGUUUCUCAUCCCAACACAUCAUGACGGACGGUGUUACCACCUGGAGGCGGGGAAGGCCCCCAGUGGGGGUCCCCCUACAAAGAAGUUGUCCCCCUUUACAUUGGGGACCUGGGGUGGAGAGUGUUGCAUGGAGCGGUGGCAUGUAAUGAACUUUUGAUUCGGUUCACGGGCUCGUCUGCUGCCUGUAUUUUCUGUGGCGAGGAAGAGUCCGUGUUCCACAUUUAUAUGGAGUGCGAGAGGCUACUGCCCCUGUACCAAUAUCUGAAGAGGUUGUUCCUCAAGUUCUGGUUGCAUUUUAGUCCUACGAUUCUAGUGUUUGCACUGAAGGCAGGGUGUGGGGAGAGCCGGGGGGGGGGACUUAC